GGACGAAAGCGAAAGUAGUUCCUACCAGACCAAAUCUGAUGCUUUCGUCAUCUAGGUCGCCAUUUUGCGUCUUGGGCUGAAAAUUCGUAGUGCGUCGUAGCAAUCUGCUAACUUUUCUGUGUUUUUCGCAAACAACGAAAUGGGGCGAUACGAUAGGCGAGGGUCACGAGACAGAGACAGAGACCGUCGCAGAAGCAGAAGUCGCAGUAGGGACCGCAGGAGGCGCAGCAGGUCACGCAGCCGCAGUCGUGAUCGCUUCAGGGAUAGAGACUUUGGACGUGGUGGUGGAGGAGGGGGCCGUGGUGGCAGAGGAGGACAACCUGGUAGCAACUUGCGUAAGCCCAGGUGGGAUACAAGCCGUUUGGAACCUUUCAAGAAAGACUUUUAUGUUCCCCACCCUGAAACUUCGAGUCGGCCACAACAUGAAGUUGAAGAGUACCGCAAGGCCAAGGAAAUUACUCUGAAAGGCCGCAAUGUACCCAGUCCCAUCCUUUCCUUCGAAGAGUCGAGCUUUCCUGACUAUGUCUUGCGAGAAGUAAGGCGAGCAGGAUUUAAGGAUCCAACGCCCAUUCAAGCUCAAGGCUGGCCAAUUGCCCUUAGUGGAAGGGACAUGGUGGGCAUUGCCAUGACUGGAUCAGGAAAGACACUAUCAUAUACUCUUCCAGCCAUUGUUCACAUUAACAAUCAGCCACGUCUACAAAGAGGAGAUGGCCCCAUAGCCCUCAUUUUGGCUCCAACACGUGAAUUGGCACAACAGAUUCAACAGGUAGCAGAUGACUUUGGAAGGUCAUCUCAAAUUAGAAAUACAUGUAUUUUUGGUGGAGCUCCUAAAGCACCUCAGGCUCGUGAUCUUGAAAGAGGUGUUGAGAUUGUGAUUGCAACACCUGGUCGUCUCAUUGACUUCUUAGAGAGUGGCCGCACCAAUUUAAGACGUUGCACUUACCUUGUUUUGGAUGAAGCUGACCGUAUGUUAGACAUGGGUUUUGAACCGCAAAUCCGUAAAAUAAUUGAUCAAAUUAGGCCUGAUCGUCAAACCUUGAUGUGGUCUGCUACAUGGCCCAAAGAAGUGCGUAAUCUUGCAGAAGAGUUCCUCAGAGAUUAUACACAGCUGAAUGUGGGAUCUCUCCAACUUUCUGCCAACCACAAUAUCCUUCAGAUUGUUGAUGUCUGCCAGGAAUAUGAGAAGGAAAGCAAGUUGAGCACUCUCCUGAAAGAAAUUAUGGCAGAGAAGGAAAACAAAAGCAUUGUAUUCAUUGAAACCAAGCGUAGAGUUGAUGAAAUAACUCGCAAAAUGAAGCGUGAUGGGUGGCCAGCAUCAUGCAUUCAUGGUGAUAAAACUCAACAAGAGAGAGAUUGGGUACUCCAAGAUUUUAGAUCAGGCAAAUCUCCAAUUUUGGUCGCCACUGAUGUUGCUGCCAGAGGACUUGAUGUUGAAGAUGUGAAGUUUGUCAUCAAUUUUGACUACCCAUCCUCCUCUGAAGAUUAUGUUCAUCGCAUUGGAAGAACUGGGCGUUCACAACGCACUGGCACGGCAUACACCUUUUUCACUAUGUCAAAUGCCAAGCAAGCUGCUGAUUUGGUUGCUGUUCUGAAGGAAGCUAAUCAGGUUAUCAACCCUAAGCUUCUGGAGAUGUCAGACAUGUCGAGAGGCUUUGGCGGUGGUAGAAAUCGCAACCGGUGGAGAGGAGGGCGGGGUCGAGGUGGAGGUGGACGAUCUCGCAGUCGCAGUCCUCGUAGUCGUAGCCGCAGUCGAAGCCGAAGCCCCCGUAGGCGGGAUAGGAGCUACUCACGUGAUGACAGAUCUGCAUGAUGGGCUGUUUCCUUGAAGAAAGAAGCGUAAUGUGUUGCAGAUAUCCAACGAUUUUAUAAAGUGAUGUAUCUUCUAAAGCUGAACAAUUUUAUUUCACUUGAUCCCAUUUGAAUCGAUCUCUUGUGUAAAUUAUUGCAAUAUUUGUAAUAAUUGUUAUUUUUCGUAACAUUUUCUUUCAAAAAUCUAUCCCUUAUAUUAUGUACAGAUAUAGAUAUAUUUAUGAAACUAUUUACCUACUCACCCAAAUGAAACAUGUUAAUUUCUUAAUCCUUAAGCAAACAUACAAUUAAUGUUUUAAGAUCAGAUGCACCUCAACAAAACAAAACUUUAUGCAUAAUGAGUAUGCACUUUAAAUUUCAUCUAGUAAUAGUGAUCAUUUUUAAGUCUUCAUUUGAAGCAUUUCGUGUUAAUUAGUCAGUGCUUUGGCAUACUUCAAGUGUGCCCGUAAAUAAGACAUUUGUAUAAUGUGUGUAGUAGUCCUUGGGUAUGAUUUUCUAUGUAACUUUAGCAUGCUAGUUUUACUGGAAUUUAUAGCUGGAUGGAUCUCUUAUUCAACGCUCUUAAUAUUUCACAUGUUAUUUAAUCAUCUCACAUCGAAAAAAUAAAUUACUACAAGUACAAA
Messenger RNA from Frankliniella occidentalis (western flower thrips), 2432 nucleotides. Its product is annotated as probable ATP-dependent RNA helicase DDX17. The transcript is spliced from 13 exons. The record is from RefSeq and is a predicted model, not a curated record. NCBI's taxonomy places the organism in Eukaryota, Metazoa, Arthropoda, Insecta, Thysanoptera, Thripidae. The coding region runs from base 140 to 1810 and encodes 556 amino acids. Gene Ontology annotation, cellular component: cytoplasm; ribonucleoprotein complex; nucleus. Gene Ontology annotation, molecular function: RNA helicase activity; RNA binding; ATP binding.